Molecule: messenger RNA, 690 nt
Organism: Abrus precatorius (Indian licorice)
Lineage: Eukaryota; Viridiplantae; Streptophyta; Magnoliopsida; Fabales; Fabaceae
Exons: 4
Coding region: 1-690 (229 amino acids)
Source: RefSeq, a predicted model, not a curated record
AUGGAAGUUACUGUUCUAGGCCAUAGGCCUUUUCGAUCGCCCAUUGACCCCGUCCAGGUCUGCCAGUCCAUAGCUCUCAUAGAGCCUCCUAUUAGAUCAGGUGUUCUUGAUUCUGUCUACUGGAACAAAACUAGCAAUGGGAUUUUUUCGAUCAAUUCUGCUUACAUUCUAUUGUAUAGACCUGGGAUAACCAUAGCUGUUUGCAGCAAUAACCUUGGUUCUCAGCAGAUUGCCUUUGAUCUUCCACACCAAGAACCAUCUCCACACUUGUCAUCAGAACUUGUGUUUCACAUGGUUAUUGCAGCCACAAUUAUGAAAAAGAACAAUACGAAAGAAGAUAUAGCCAAAAAUAUGGUGGCACAGGCUUUUAUCUCUGGCUCUGUGAAGAUCUUAUUAGACUGGAUAACCUCCAGUGAUUUACGUGAAUUCAUGGGGAGAAGAAAGCUAAAAGUUUCUGUCUUGAAUGAGCUUGAGACAAAGUUGUUAGCACUCAAUGCCGUGCUCAACGAUGCUGAGGAGAAGCAGAUAACUGAUCCUGCAGUGAAAAAAUGGCUUGAUAAGUUGAAGGAUGUUGUCUUGGAUGCAGAGGAUUUGUUGGAUGAAAUCAACGCAGACAUCCUAAGGUGCAAGGCGGAGGGAGGGCCUCAAAACCUUACAACCCAGGUGAUAUCAUUCUUUUCUUCUCCUUAG